AUAAUCUUCAUGUAAAUUUUCGAAAAUAAGUGCGACUGAUAAGAUUGAGAUCAGCUAGCAUCUAAAGGUAGAUUUGAUUAAAUAGGUUGUAACAAUAAAAUUAUCUUAUCAGAAAAGGGAAAAACGUGUCGCGGUCGCUGUGUUUCCGCUCGUUUUUGUUGAAAAACCUUGUUCUGAUUAGAUGGGGACGUCUCAGAGUGUUUCUGUUUUUACAGAGGAGUUACUAGACGAAUAUACAGCACUAACAUUCCUCACUAGAGGGGAAAUUUUAACAUUGUAUAAGGCCUUCAGCUCUCUAGGCUUAGAUCGAAUUGAUAAUUUCGACAAAAGGUAUCCAGUCCAAGAUAUUCAAGAAUGUUUUCCACAGCUGAAGUGUAACCCUUUCAAGGAUAGGAUCUUCAAGGUCUUCUCAUCAGCAAAAGAUGGGCAAUUUUCUUUUGAAGAUAUGUUAGACUUAUAUUCUGUUAUGUCCUACAAAUGUCCAGACAAAGUCAAAGCUGUUUGGGCAUUCAGAAUAUUUGAUUAUGAUGAGGAUGGUGCUUUAGAUGAGAAGGAUCUGAUGAUUGUCAUAGAUAAGUUGACUCAGAGUGAAAAAAGCGGCAACGAGAUAGCUGUAGAGAAUAAAAAGCACAUAAUAAAAGUACUAUUGAAGGAGUUUGAUUUAGAGAGUAAUGGCGCAAUUACACAAUUGGAAUUUCAGCAUGCUGUAGGCAAAAUUCCUGAAUUUGCACAUUCAUUUAGUUUCAGGUUUUGAGAGGCCAAUAUAUUGAAGAUAUGAACUACCCACAAACUCUUCACAAUGCAAAUCUGAGAGAUUAUAAUUUUAUUUUAUCCAUUAUAUGAUUCCAUCAGUACAAGAAGAAUAUUUAAAGCUGACAAAAUUCUAUCAUGCAGAUAAUACAUGCAUGUUAUAAGAU
Coccinella septempunctata (seven-spotted ladybird) is the source of this 917-nucleotide messenger RNA. RefSeq names its product calcium and integrin-binding protein 1-like. The record is from RefSeq and is a predicted model, not a curated record. Bases 182 to 754 code for a protein of 190 amino acids. Gene Ontology annotation, molecular function: calcium ion binding. NCBI's taxonomy places the organism in Eukaryota, Metazoa, Arthropoda, Insecta, Coleoptera, Coccinellidae. The transcript has 5 exons.